AUGUCGACGCAAUCUCCUUCAGCUACACGGAAACGAAACGAGCAGAUACAUAAAACGUUCGGGAAGAACAUAGUCUUUUCCAUGUUGACGCCACUCAUUCUCAUCAAAUUCGCCGUUGCGGCCUCUGUGCCCGUCACCAUUGGCGGUCUUGCCUAUGUGGCCACCUCACCGGAAUUACGGCAAGGCAUCUACCACUUCUUGACAUCGCCGGGAUGGCCGCUUCGUCUGUGCCUGCUGGUGUUCGCCGCCUUGAACUGGAAGAACCUGCCGCUGGCAUGGACGGCUCGCGUCUUCUAUAGCUUUGUCUGCCACGACUUCAUCAAGCGGGGCGAACUCCCACCCCACGCGCUGUUUGGCCAUAUCGUCACGACUACUCGCAACUCACCGCUCGACACCGACUACAACCUACACAAGAGCAACAGCACCUACUUUCCAGAUCUCGAUGUCUCGCGCACGCGCCUUGUCAGCUAUCUCUUGACCCCUGGGAUCCAGGUCGUCACGGACAAUGCCAGGACACAGGUAGUCCGCGACAGGAGCGGCAGGGUCAUGGGCGGUGGGUUCAGCCUCGUGCUUGGUUCUGUCUUCUGCAGCUACAAACGCGAGGUCGGGAUGCUGGAGAGCUAUGAGCUAUGGAGUCGCGUUCUGACCUGGGACCGUAAAUGGCUAUACUUUGUGACGCACUUUGUGGCCAAAGACAAGGGCAAGAAGGACAAGGCGUCGCCGGGAGGCGUUGGCACCGAUCGGGACUGGUCGCAGCGCAUCAUCGCGACGGCUGUUUCCAAAUAUGUCUUCAAGCUUGGGCGCUUCACGAUUCAUCCGUCCAUCAUACUCGAGGAGAGCCGUCUUUUGCCUGAGCGCCCCGGUGGUGGGUGGCGCGGCGGUGAGCUCGAGGUUGGUGAUGUGAGUGAGAAGGUCGAGUCAUUGGAGGGAGAGGAAGAGCCAGUAGAGGGCUGGAAGCGGAUAGAGCUGAUGCGUCGCAAGGGGAUGGAGCUCGCUGAGCAUUUCGCCGCACUGGAUGCUGGGCAUUCCCUGUUUGAUGGACGAGAGGAUGGAGUUCUGGGGAGAUUUGUUCUCGGCUAG
Molecule: messenger RNA, 1080 nt
Organism: Fusarium keratoplasticum
Lineage: Eukaryota; Fungi; Ascomycota; Sordariomycetes; Hypocreales; Nectriaceae
Exons: 2
Coding region: 1-1080 (359 amino acids)
Source: RefSeq, a predicted model, not a curated record